GCCGUCAGGUGCACAGAUGAGUGACUCUACAUACGGCCGUUUGGGUGUAGUCUCAUUUAACACUCCCUCAUGUGGUGGACUAUGUCGGUCAGCAGCACGGCUGGCUUUGUAGCUUCCACUGCUUUGAAUCUCAUGUUACGGCAAAAAAAAAAAUAGCGGCUAGCUAACGUCAAUGUGCAACUUCCUUUAUUUUUUUUUUUAUAAAUCUCGCUGCUGUCUUCGGGGCUUGAUUUAAAGAAUUUUUCGGUCCGAGUUGUAGCAUCCAGAUUCAGAGAGAAUACGCUCCAGCUUUUGCAGCAGAUGACAGGGGACAUCAGGACUUAAAGCAUUCCCAGGAUAUACUACAAGACUGAGAGACAGAUUGACUGCUGGACCAAUAGAAGAUGGACUAACUGUCACAAUUCUCAUCAACCCCUCACCUCCCUCUUAUUGCCCACCUGUGGGGCCCCUGGAUGCCCCCCAGGCAGCAGGAGUGAUGUCAGGCGGCAGGCUGUCUGCUAGGCACCCGCUGUGGCGCCUCUUGUCACUUUUCCGCAGCCACCAGGAGCGAGUGGUGCUGAGCCGCAGCGAGAGCCUGCCAGGGGAGCAGGUGCUAAAGAUCACAGUCACAGAGACUACUGUGAUAGAGGCAGAGUCAGGGGUAUGGAACUGGCGCUCCGUAAUCUACCUGGGCCUUUGGUACUUCUUCAGCUUCUGCACCCUGUUCCUCAACAAGUACAUCCUGUCACUGCUAGAGGGAGAACCCAGCAUGCUUGGUGCAGUUCAGAUGCUCUCCACCACAGUCAUCGGCUUCCUAAAAAUGUUUGUGCCCUGUUGCCUGUACCAGCACAAGUCCAGAACCGAGUACCCCCCCAACUUCAUCAUGAUCAUGCUGUUUGUUGGGCUCAUGAGGUUCAGCACGGUGGUUCUGGGCUUGGUGAGCCUGAAGAAUGUGGCAGUGUCUUUUGCAGAGACAGUGAAGAGCUCAGCACCCAUCUUCACUGUCAUCAUGUCCAGGCUGAUCCUCGGAGAGUACACAGGACUGUGGGUGAACAUGUCCCUGUUGCCUGUCAUGGCCGGUCUGGGCCUCUGCACAGCCACGGAGAUUAGCUUCAACAUGCUCGGCUUCUCCGCCGCUCUCUCCACCAACAUCAUGGACUGUUUGCAGAACGUAUUCUCCAAAAAACUGCUAAGUGGAGACACAUACAAAUUCAGCCCUCUAGAACUGCAGUUCUAUACCAGCGCAGCAGCAGUCAUCAUGCUUAUACCCGCCUGGGUGUUCCUCCUGGACAUCCCAGUGAUUGGGAAGAGUGGGCGAAGCUUCAUCUUCAGCCAAGACAUUGUCCUGUUGCUGCUUUUCGACGGUGUCCUGUUCCACCUGCAGAGCGUCACUGCCUAUGCUCUCAUGGGACGGAUUUCCCCCGUUACCUUCAGUGUUGCCAGUACUGUCAAACAUGCCCUGUUGGUUUGGCUGAGCAUCAUCGUGUUCAGUAACCAGGUCACCAUCCUCAGCGCCAUUGGCACCGUCCUCGUGUUCAUCGGGGUCUUCUUGUACAACAAGGCCAGACAGUUCCAGAGGAAAACCUUCCAGGCCAUGGCUUCUGAGCAGAACCACAAACCACUUCUGCAGGACCAGAAUGUCCGAGCCCCUCAGCCACACUGAGGACUCGACACUUUAGACUAAAAUGCUGCCUGAAAUGA
Molecule: messenger RNA, 1680 nt
Organism: Etheostoma spectabile (orangethroat darter)
Lineage: Eukaryota; Metazoa; Chordata; Actinopteri; Perciformes; Percidae
Product: solute carrier family 35 member E2A
Exons: 9
Coding region: 476-1642 (388 amino acids)
Source: RefSeq, a predicted model, not a curated record